Messenger RNA from Meriones unguiculatus (Mongolian gerbil), 3420 nucleotides. RefSeq names its product chromosome 16 C2orf49 homolog (gene Tslig2). NCBI's taxonomy places the organism in Eukaryota, Metazoa, Chordata, Mammalia, Rodentia, Muridae. Gene Ontology annotation, cellular component: tRNA-splicing ligase complex. Gene Ontology annotation, biological process: embryonic morphogenesis. The coding region runs from base 70 to 768 and encodes 232 amino acids. The record is from RefSeq and is a predicted model, not a curated record. The transcript is spliced from 4 exons.
GGGUCACUGCCGCGACGCUUCCGCCGCGGUGCCUUGUGGGUAGCCGGCCGGGGUCUCCUGGCGACGACCAUGGCCGGGGAUGUGGGCGGUCGCAGCUGCACCGACUCGGAGCUCUUGCUGCACCCUGAGCUGCUGUCGCAGGAGUUCCUCCUCCUCACCCUGGAGCAGAAGAACAUAGCUGUUGAAAAUGAUGUAAGAGUAAACAAGGACAACCUUACUGACCUUUACGUCCAGCAUGCAAUACCAUUGCCUCAGAGGGAUUUGCCAAAGAAUAGAUGGGGGAAGAUGAUGGAAAAGAAAAGAGAAAAUCAUGAAGUGAAAAAUGAAACCAAAAGGAGCACUGCUGUAGACGGACUGAGGAAAAGACCCCUUGUUGUGUUUGAUGGGAGCUCAACAAGCACAAGCAUCAAAGUGAAAAAGACAGAGAACGGAGCAGACGACCGGCUCAAGCCUCCUGCCCAGACAGGCUCCAGCAGUGACGCCAUUCGGAAACUACCAAAUUCCUCUUCAAGGGUUUCGCCCCUGAUUUUGUCUUCCAAUUUGCCUAUGAACAAUAAAAUGGAACACGGUAAUAAGGACACUAAACAGAACCAUGACUUAACACAUAGGAAAAGUCCCUCGGGUCCAGUGAAGUCUCCGCCUUUGUCCCCUGUUGGAACUACUCCCGUGAAAUUAAAGCGGGCUGCUCCUAAGGAAGAGACAGAGACCAUGAAUCACCUGAAGCCUCCAGAAGCUAAGAGGAAGAUACAGCACGUUACAUGGCCGUGAAGGGAAGCCUCCAAACUGUAAAUAGUCCACAGCAUUUUCAGGGGUCCUGAUUACUGUGGCAUUUUCUUGAGGUUUAAAAUAGGUUUGGAAAAAUAAAAGUCUUUCCCUUCCUUCCCUCCACUUCUUCCCUUCCUUACAGUGUCUUGACUUUCAUGUCCCAGUCAGGGAAGACUUUCUUUUUAGAAUAGAGCUUUGCAAACAUUCUCUGUAAGUUUCUUUUCCCAAGCAGAAGCAUAUAGCAGUUCACAGUAUUGUGGUAAAUAUUGCCACCUGCAUUUUGAAGGGUUUGCCAAGAAAAGCAUUUUGAUGGUGUUCAUGGAAAGCUUUCUGUUCUUCAGCUGCAUGUGCCACUGUGUCCCAUGGAAAGCAAGAGGGAAGUCAGGGCUUGCCUUUCUUCCCUCUCAGCAUCAAAAGCUGCUGCCGCUGAGUCUUUAGAAUGUUCCUGUCUUUCAGGGGUCCUGCCUAAUCUUUUGUGCCGCUUGAAGUCCCACUGUGAGUUCAGCUAUUUCUAUUUCUUUUAAAAAUGAGACAGAUUUCAAAGUCUUCAGGCUGGGUGAUCAUGUUAGAGUCAGUACUUGAUGGCAGAAAGUUUGGGAAUGAUGGGUGCCGGAGUUCUAGACAUUAGAAAGUCCAGAACAUGUGGCAGUGGUGGUGGGGGGUCCUUAUUGGUCCACUGUGAAGUAGACAGUGGUCACUGUCAGGCCACUGGAGUUGGAAUACUGAGAGUACAGCAGGGAAGUGGACUUCUAGCUGAACGAGGUUCCUGCAGGGCUCUCCCUGCAGGGUUAACUGGCAGUCUCUUUAUUUUUGUGCAAGUAGCAUUAUCCACUUGUAUAAUACAGGCAAAUGAGAAAGUACUGUUCGCUUUACGUUCAUGACUUCUAGUUUCUGCUCCCUCCUUUAUAUUUCUAACUGAAAGUGAAAGAUACUUCAUGCUUUUUUCCAUGUAUAAUCUUCAAAUUGGUGGUUUGCCUUGUUGGUAUGCCUUAGGGUCAUCUCCUUUAUUUGAUAUGUUAAAACAAGAAUUUUAGUUCAGGUCUCAAAUAGCCUUACAGAAAAUAAUUCAGCCUUGCAGGUAAGUACUGUUCUUAGACAUCAACCCUAUCGUUUUUAAGCGUUCUGCUUUUUUUCCAGACUAAAUUUAUACACAUAAGACACAGUCGAUGCAUAUUAAGUGUUGCAUGAAUUGUUGAUGUUACAGUAACAUUUUAAAUCUAUUGCUAUCUGCAGGGCUGAUAAAUUAAUAUUGUUGAAGGGAACUGUGCUCCUAUAUGUACUUGUCAAGGGAGAUUUUAAAAAUGUAGCUUUUAGAGUAGAAUGACAUUUUAUAUUCAGUUGACCCUUCUGCUUCCACCGGCAUUUCUCUCUUUAAAGAGAGAGUUAGCCAUUUGACAGUUUUAGGUCAGUGGGAACUUAUUUUAGUUACUCAGUGAAAUUAAUUUUUAAUUUGUAUAUUUAACUUACAGAGUAGGUUGGUAACAACAGCUGAGCUGUGUAACAUUGUUGCUUCAAAUUGAAGUUUAUCUAUGGCCAUUCAGCAUCUACGCUCACAUAGCAGCAUAUUAUUGAGCUGUUUUGAGUUUGAGAGGUGGAGAAGCUUUGACCCAUGCACUGUGUAUUACGUAUUCUCUCUGUCACAGAGCGCCGUGCCUCUAAAGGGAUCAUGGAACUGGCUUCUUCCACAUGGUGAAGUGUGCCAGGUGCUGGGAAUCUGGAGCAGCAGCAUUGGGAGUCUUGUUCUGAAGUGGUGUUUCAGUUUGAGUUAGAGGACUCAAAGAAAGUGGUGAACAGUUCUGGAGUAAGUUUACUGACCAAAAUAGCAUUAGUCUUGUUGCUUUUGGUUCUGUGUCCCAGUGAGGCCAGCUGUUCUUAUUAGUGGGUGGGCAAGCGGAUAAUGGCUUUCGAGGUAGUAGGUAGCUUGUGAGGUACAAGAGGCACCAAGCCUACCAGUGGCAAGUCAGCCUUGUUCUUUUUUCCUACUUUGUAUAUCCUGCUCUUUCCUGUUCUUCCUCUCUCCUCUAGGUCUAAGCUUCAGACUUAAUUGCAAGUUGUAUUGUAUCUGUGACCUUACUCCAUUCACUAACGGGUGAAGGUAGUCUGACCCCAGUCCUCUCACUCCCGAGGGAUCAUAGACUGCUGUGUGAUUCCUAGAGUCUGGAACCCUGCAGCACCAGGGCAUGAAAGUGCUUCCCAAAGGCUGUUUCAGCAGCGUAGUUUUCCAGAGUAGCCUUAUUAGUUUAGACAGCUGCCAGACACCUGGAAGAGUGGCUCACCACUACCAUAGGCUCUAUUUGCUGGUGUUAAAAUUCUUCAGAAUUGAAGUUUUUCUUUGAAUUAUGUUUUGGUUGACUUAAGUGUGAGAGGCAGUUUGAAAACUGAUGUGGAGACUCAUUCAACAGCAACAACCUUUUAAAAACUUACAUUAAGUAAAACUGCCAGUAGAUUCAAUCAUCCCCUUUGUGUGAGAGCUUCCUCUCCUUAGCAUUGUUGAGAGGCUACUAAUUGGUUAACAUGUUUUUAAGUGUGCUUUUAUUAUAUGCUGUGUAAGUUUUGUAAUUCAGUAGAGAAAAGGUUGACCUUGUAAUGUAUGUUUUUUGUAUGUAUUGUCUUUUAAGUAGCCUUAUCCUUAUUUAAAUAAACUAAAUAAAAUUA